Acanthocheilonema viteae is the source of this 2655-nucleotide messenger RNA. The record is from the annotation of a GenBank genome assembly. Lineage: Eukaryota; Metazoa; Nematoda; Chromadorea; Rhabditida; Onchocercidae.
AUGAAUUUAUUGAGAUAUCCUCAUGUUUAUGGUACCCAGGAUGAUUCAUGUAGUUGGAAUAAAUGUAAUAGUUGGAGUGAACAAAAGGAUGUAUUGAAUGUUCAUUUAAUCUGUCAUACACAUGAUGAUCCAGGAUGGAUUAAAACUAUUGAUCAAUACUAUUAUGGAUCUCAAAAAGAAAAGACAGCAACCGGUGUGCAAUAUAUUCUCAAUACUGUAAUGGACGAGUUGGAAAAGGAUGAAAGCAAACGUUUUGCGUGGUGUGAAACGUCAUUUCUAUGGCGUUGGCUCGUUGAUUAUAAACAAAGGAAUCGAUUGCAAAAACUUGUCCAACAAGGGCAAAUCGAAUUUAUUGGUGGUGGUUGGGUUCAAAACGAUGAAGCCGCAGCUUAUUAUGUUGAUAUUAUUGAUCAAAUGACACUUGGUUUGAGAACUUUAAAUAAAUAUUUUGGUGAUUGUGGUGUGCCAUAUGUUGCAUGGCAAAUUGAUCCGUUUGGUCAUAGUCGAGAAAUGGCUAAUUUAUUGGCUUUGGCUAAAACGAACAUCUUAACGGGUGCAUUUUAUUGGGACAGCUAUGGUCCGCCACCGGGAUUUUGUUUUGAUCGUGAAUGUCUGGAUGAACCCAUUAUGGAUCAGGAUUAUUUGGAAGAAUACAAUGCUAUCCAACGUGUGAACAAAUUUGUCGAAUAUAUUAACAGACAGGUUUCACAUCAACGAACCAAUCAUCUAAUGCUUCUAAUGGGAGGCGAUUUUCAAUAUACAGCAGCAAAUCAAUGGUAUAUCAAUCUCGAUAAACUUAUUUCACUUAUUCGAAAAAACAAAACGUUAAGUGAGAAAAUUAAUAUCUUUUACUCAACACCUUCCUGCUAUCUGAUGGCACUAAAAGAAGCGCGUCCAAAAUUGCCACGGAAAUUGGAUGAUUUUUUUCCCUAUGCAUCCGCUAAUCAUAGCUAUUGGACUGGUUUCUUCACUAGUAGACCCACAUUUAAAGGCUUCAUUCGACAAAGUAGUGCGUUGUUACAGCUCGUUAAGCAACUUCAAUCAUUUAUAAUGCAAAUAGCAAACAACAACAUAUUGCAGAAUGCUGUAGCACUUGCGCAACAUCAUGAUGCUGUUACUGGUACAGCACGAGAAAACGUCACAAAAGAUUAUAAACUUCGACUUUCUCGAGGUUGGAACGAAGCUGAAAUCAAUAAAGUAUUCUACAAUAGUGCACAGAUCAAGAAAUCAUUAAGUGCUCCAUAUGAAUUACUUAUUCCGACAACUGUACCUGCGCUUGGCUUCACAACGUUCUUUUUGUCUAAUCAAACGGUCAUAAGAAUGGUUGAAUAUGCGAAGCAUCGUUCAGUACAAAAAGCAAUCAAAAAAGAGCAUGCAAAAGCUGCCAAUACAAACGUAUACAUUGAACUUACGUUUGAUAGCACCGGACAGUUGAUGUCGCUGAGGAACCGGAAAGCCGGGAAGACCAUUGCAUUCAGGCAGGAAUUCCUUAUGUAUAAAGGAAUGGGUUUCUCAAAUUACAUGAAUCAAUCGUCCGGAGCUUAUAUUUUUCGACCAAAUGGUACUCAAGCGGAGAAAAUAUCAAAUGUUACAAGUGUGCAGUAUAUUGAGGGUUCACUGAUAAAUGAGACAAGACAGAUUAUUGCUCCAUGGAUCAGUCAAGUGAUUCGUUUAUAUCGUGGCAAGAAUUUGAUUGAAUUUGAAUGGACAAUUGGACCAAUACCAAAAGAGCUCAAAAAUCCAAUAACAAAGGAAAUAAUUACACGAUAUACAACAGACAUAAAUUCGACUGGUAUAUUUUACACCGAUUCAAAUGGAAGGCAAAUGAUGAAAAGAACCACAAACUGUUAUCCAUCAUUUUCGUAUACCAAUACGGAACCGAUAGCAGGAAACUAUUAUCCUGUUAACAGUCGUAUUUAUAUUCGAGAUUCGAUAAACCAAUUAACCGUACUUACGGAUCGUUCUCACGGCGGUACCAGCCUGAACGAUGGACAAAUUGAAUUAAUGCUCCAUCGUAGAUCAUUUUAUGAUGACAAUUUCGGUGUCGGUGAAGCACUGGAUGAGUUAGGUGAUACUGGACAAGGACUGGUUGUUCGAGGACGACACUGGAUCAUAAUGGAAAGUCCCGAAGAUUCGGCAAAACUUCACAGACCACUUGCUUUUGAACUUUAUAAUUCGCCAUUAAUUACAUUUGCGAAGCGCAAAAUGGCACCGUCAGAUUAUGGUCAAAAAUUUAUUACUGAGUAUUCUGCUCUAAAGCGACCGCUUCCAUUAGCUAUCAAUAUCCUAACCAUGGAAAUGAUAGCUCCAAAACAUAUCAUCAUUCGUCUUGAACAUAUUUUUCAAGGUGAUGACGAUAAAAAUUUAGCGCAACCUAUCGAAAUUAAUUUAAAUGGUUUAUUUACCGCAUUCGAUAUUGUCUCCAUUGAGCAGCUCAAUCUUGCAACGAUGAGAAAAAGAACUUUGAACAGGUCUGCACAAAAUAAUCCAUUUAGACUGGAUCAGAAUUCUCGAAGAAUCUCCCAAAAAGUCAUUGGGAAAAAGAAAUUAAAAGAAAGAAACGAAAUGGAACAUGUUUUCGAGUUGUUCGUCAGCUUACAGCCUAUGGAAAUUCUGACAUUUGAAGCCGAAAUACGCCCUAUCAAAAAAACGUAA